ACACCAUCAUCAGUACCAGCGCGCCGUGGACAAUUCCAUCCCUAUGGUCACCGUGCCCGUCGCCGCUGCCGGCCUUAUCGCGAUGGUGCGAUUCGGGGCGGAGGAGCUGGCCAGCCGAGUCUCUGAGCUCAACCGAGUGCACCUCUUUUUGACCUGUUUCUUCCCGGCCGCAGCGGCCAUCGUCUACCUCAUGCUGCGUCCGCGCGCGGUGUACCUCGUCGACUAUGCCGGCUUCCGUACCCCGUCUAACUGCCGGGUACCCUUCGCCACAUUUCUGGAGCACGCCAGACAACUGCCCGAGUUCAACGAGCGCAGCAUCCGGUUCAUGACGCGGUUGCUGGAGCGCUCAGGGCUCGGGAACGAGACCUGCCUGCCCCCGACACACCACUACAUCGGGACCCACAAAUAUUGCACCGUUGAUGCCGCCCGCGCCGAGUUCGGUCUCGUGGCUUUCUCAGCCAUCGACGACCUGCUCGCCAAGACCGGCAUCGCCCCGGACGCCAUCGACAUACUCAUCGUCAACUGCAGCUUGUUCUGUCCCACUCCGUCUUUGGUCGACAUAAUCAUAAACAAGUACAAGCUGCGGAGCGACGUCCGCAGCAUGCACCUCUCCGGCAUGGGAUGUAGCGCCGGUAUGAUCUCCGUGGGGCUUGCCCGGAACCUCCUGCAGGUUGCUCCCCGGGGCGCACACGCGCUCGUCAUCUCUACGGAGACCGUCACGCCGAACUACUACUUCGGGACCGAGCGCGCGAUGCUCCUGCCCAACUGCCUCUUCCGCAUAGGCGGGGCGGCCGCGCUGCUGUCGACAUCGUCAGCAAAGGCCCGGUUCCGCCUAAAGCAUGUCGUGCGCACGCUCACCGGCGCCCAUGACAGUUCGUUCCGGUGUGUGUUUCAGGAGGAGGACGGAGAGGGCUACCGGGGGAUCAACCUCAACAAGGAUCUGAUGAACAUCGCCGGCGACUCCCUGAAGGCCAACAUCACUGCAAUGGGCCCACUCGUCCUGCCGGCCAGAGAACAGCUUACGUUCGCCUUCUCCUUCAUCGCACGGAAGGUGAUCGGCAAGAGAGUGAAGCCGUACAUCCCCGACUUCCGCACGGCGUUUGAGCACUUCUGCAUCCAUGCCGGUGGCCGCGCGGUCAUCGACGAGCUGCAGAAGAGCCUGAGCCUUUCCGACGAGCAGGUGGAGGCAUCACGGAUGACGCUGCACCGGUUUGGAAACACGUCAAGCAGCUCGCUGUGGUACGAGCUGGCCUACAUCGAGGCCAAGGGCCGCAUGCGCAGGGGCGACCGCGUGUGGAUGAUCGGCUUCGGAUCUGGAUUCAAGUGCAACAGUGCGGCGUGGGAGUGCAUCGAGCCUGCGCGCAACGCCCAUGGGCCGUGGGCAACGUCCAUCCACAGAUAUCCGGUGGAUGUUCCUGAUGUUCUGAAGCAUUAACUGCUGGCUACGAGUGCAUGUGUAAUAAGAGCAAGUAGUAAGUUAAAGUCAGCGGGCUAUAAGGAUUAAACAAUUAUAUAUGUGGUGAGUUGGAUGAGAGAGAAGAGGAGAGAGAAGGAAAGCGGCUGUAGAUUAACAACCGGCUGCAACACAGACUCCAAGAGACAUUGUGAAAGUGUAGUAACUAGCUACUA
Molecule: messenger RNA, 1629 nt
Organism: Triticum aestivum (bread wheat)
Lineage: Eukaryota; Viridiplantae; Streptophyta; Magnoliopsida; Poales; Poaceae
Product: 3-ketoacyl-CoA synthase 6-like
Exons: 1
Coding region: 44-1435 (463 amino acids)
Biological process (GO): fatty acid biosynthetic process
Cellular component (GO): membrane
Molecular function (GO): acyltransferase activity, transferring groups other than amino-acyl groups
Source: RefSeq, a predicted model, not a curated record